AUGCUUGCCUGCCGGAUUCGAAGCUUAUCAGGGCAGAGCUUCGACUUGGAAGUACCACCUGAGUCAACAGUAAAAGAUGUAAAGUACCGAAUCGAGCAAGAUUGGGCGAUUCCAAAGAUUUGUCAGAAACUCCUCUACAGGGAUAAGCUUCUCACAGAGAAGUGCCGCUGCCAAAGUUUCGCAGACGGUUGCGUCGAGCUCCAGUUGGUCAUAACAACUGAGAUCUUGCGCUCGUCCCUGAGCUCUGCUCUGGCUUUGGAGGCCUUGCAAAGCCUGCACAGCAUUGCUAAAGAGGGCGGAGGAGAUCCCAAGGUCUGGUCUGCUGUGGAGGCAGAGGUAUGGGACAGCUUGAACCAGCCAGUACGAGAUGUUCAAGAUUCAGCCACUUCAGUGCUCAUGGCCGCGGCUUUCGCCGGCAGAUCGGAGACCCGUGAAGAGGUCUUGGAGCGUCUGGAGAGUCACGACGAGCGAUCAAGGCUGGUCGCAGUUCAGAUGCUGGGCAUCAUGGGUGAUGCUCCGGCAGACGCUUUGAGGCGCAGGCUGCUAGACCCAAGCGACACCGUGCGAGCAGCGGCAGCAGAGGCUUUAGCAGCUUGCCCGGAGCUCCUCGAUCAAGCAGCCAGGUUCGCUUUAAGCGCCCUGCUCCAUGACCGAAGUGCUUUGGUUCGGACGGCGGCUGCGCGCGGGCUUGCCCGCUGCGUCUCCAUGAGCAGCUGUCCGAGCUGCACUCCUCCAGGUGAAUGUGACCAGUAUGCAGAGAACGUGGAAUUCGCUUUUCUGGCAGUUUUAGCUCGCCUUCAACAUCCUGAUCCGUCCGUGCGGAGCUCCGUAGCUGGAGCUGCCGGUGCUGUGCUCAAUGCUGCAGCGCGGCGUCGCUGUGAGCGCUGUAAUGGUCGACGUCGGCCAGAGGCGGCAGAGGAGACGAGUUUUGCUCCCAUGGCUGCUCAAGCUCUCUCCGCCUGUUUAGCAGAUUCUUGCGCUGCAGUACGCGCUUUGGCGUUGCAAGCGUUGGCAGAGCUUCCUGGAGGGAAGGAUGGCAAGAUCAUUGCACCCGAGCUGUCUGCACUCAAGAGUCAGGUGGCGCCUUGCCUAAAGCACAUGGACGCUGGAGUUCGUGUUGCAGCCACACGAGCUACCGUUCGCCUUGUACAGAAUGGCGACAGAGAGUCAAUCCGGGUGCUACAGCGGCUGGUGCACAAAGACUCCGACAUCAGUGUCCGGACGGCGGCAAAAAAUGCUCUCCUGGCGCUGGGGGUGGACCCCUUUUAA
Messenger RNA from Symbiodinium pilosum, 1269 nucleotides. The record is from the annotation of a GenBank genome assembly. NCBI's taxonomy places the organism in Eukaryota, Dinophyceae, Suessiales, Symbiodiniaceae.